This is a messenger RNA of Bombina bombina (fire-bellied toad), 3160 nucleotides long. Its product is annotated as non-lysosomal glucosylceramidase. Gene Ontology annotation, biological process: carbohydrate metabolic process; central nervous system development. Bases 1 to 1755 code for a protein of 584 amino acids. Lineage: Eukaryota; Metazoa; Chordata; Amphibia; Anura; Bombinatoridae. The transcript has 13 exons. Gene Ontology annotation, molecular function: beta-glucosidase activity. The record is from RefSeq and is a predicted model, not a curated record.
AUGUUCUCUCCUGGCCAGUUGGAGGCGGUCCCUGACAGAUGUUGGUGUCUCAGUUACACCUUAGAAGCUGUUCCUGCCAUGCAGCCGGAUCCACAGCUGAGGCUUCAUAUGGGAGAAAGGUUUAACCCUCUUCGUUCCUCUCGCAGAGACCUACCGGCCUGGUACAAGUCUGCUCUGUUUAAUGAACUCUAUUUCAUCGCGGAUGGUGGGACAGUCUGGCUGGAGGUUCCUGUUGACUCAUCUGGUGAUGACGAUCUUCUGAGAUUGGGGUCUAAAGAGCUUUCAGGCAUGAGGAGCCUCCUGCAGGAAUAUGGGCGAUUUGCUUACCUUGAAGGCCAGGAGUACCGGAUGUAUAACACGUAUGAUGUGCAUUUCUAUGCUUCUUUUGCCCUUAUCAUGCUGUGGCCGCAGCUAGAACUCAGUCUGCAAUAUGACAUAGCUGCGUCUGUGUUACAGGAAGAUCCGGAGAAUAGACGCUAUUUGAUGAGUGGUUCUGUGGCACCAGUCAAAACCAGAAACGUUGUCCCACAUGAUGUGGGAGACCCAGAAGAAGAAAUACUAAAAGAACACCGACAUUGGUGGGAUCUAACCACACUAGAGAGAUAUCUCGACCUCAAACAGAUACCGAGAGGUUUACGUAUCCUUAAACAUUGCUCCUUUAAGGAGAAUACAGAACUUAUGACAAAAUGGUAUAACAUUCUCAACGAUUGCUCGUUUGAGAUUAUUAAAUUAUUAAUAGAACAUAGACGUGAUCUAUCUAACCAAUGUGGAGACAAAAUAGAAGAAAUACAAAAAGAACUUUCUAAACACCUUGAAAACCCUGACUAUGAGCGUUUGUUGAAAAAGAUGUACGAACGUACAGACAAAUACCAGGAAGAACUGGUUGGGUCCAAAAAGAAAAAAUUAGAGAGGGAUAAUAAUGACUACAUCAAAGACCAAGUCAAGAAAGGAAGUUUCCCCAUCGUUGACUUCAUGAGUAAGGUAGAUAUUAAGAGAAUUGUCAUUGAGAAGCUGUACAAAGAACGAGUGGCCCUAAAUGUGCUAAAAACCAGAGACGACAUUGUCAUCAAAUUAUCAGACAAGGGUGGCAAGGUCACCCUCAUGGAUAAGAAAUGUUAUUUUUCACAGGCAGUCAUGGACACAGCUUUACGGUUUGAUCAUGACGGAGAUGGACUCAUCGAAAAUUCUGGGUUUGCUGACCAGACGUAUGAUGGUUGGGUGAUGACUGGACCCAGUUCAUACUGUGGGAGUCUGUGGCUUGCGGCCGUGUGUAUGAUGUGUCAGAUGGCGCAGACCCUGGGAGACACCUCUGUAUAUCACAAGUUCUCUAAUAUUCUUGCAAAGGGGAAGGAAGCAUUUGAGAAAAUGCUUUGGAAUGGUAAGUGCAGCUUCACCCAACAUCCAGCCAAGACGUGUGCACCUUGGUUAACUGUGUGCGUCAUACUGUUUAUCCCUGAUACUUACGCUGUUUCUCCAACAUUGGGUCUUGUUCAGGAAGGUUUCAGCACAGCUGAAGGCUGUUACCGCACAGUGUGGGAACGACUGGGAAUGUCCUUCCAGACUCCAGAGGCAUACUGCGAGAAGAAUGUCUUCCGAUCAUUGGCAUACAUGCGCCCGCUCAGCAUCUGGGCCAUGCAGCUUGCUUUAGACAAUCAUGCCAAAGGCAAAAUCCCCAAAGCUGGUGAGGAGGAAAGUGCUGACAGCGCAAGGCAGAGAGACCAAAACAAAACUGUCGGUAGUGGAGAUGAUAAAUAGAUCAAUGCUUGUGCACAAGCAAACUGAAAGAAUCAUUGACCUCUGAGAGCAAGAGAAACUGACAUAUGUUGCAUUUAAGUGACCAGCAUAUGAAUUAUGUGCAAUAUCUCUUAACGGUUGUAAUGGAAACGAUUCUCUCCAUAGUAUGAAGCCCUAACACUCUGUAUUUCCCAUAACCUCAAUCAGUAUAUGCAGAUUGUACAGCAUUACUUACCUCUCCUGUCCAUUAGCUAUCAUAUACUGUUGAGAUAUGGCUCUGAGAUGGACCUCUGCUAAUAGGGCUUAUGCUGGAUUCCCUACGUACCUACCUCCUCUCACACACAGCCAACGUUCUGGUGCUGCUCACAUACUGCUGAUUGUCACACGAUGCGGCAGAGAAAGUGUUAUUAAACUGCAGAGUGUGGGAACAUGCCGAGUAUCCAAUGGCAGACCACUGCACUUUAUUUAAAUCUUUACCACCUCUGGGGCAGGGGGCAUUACAGUGCUUUUGGGUUGUUUCUGAGCUAUGAUGCUAGUAAGAGAGACAUCAUAUUUCUACUGUGCACUCUCCAUGCGGCAACAGGCUGCUGUGCCCUUUUUUGGGGGUAUAUCGCAUUGCUGUGCCCUUCCUGGAGACAUCAAGACGUUGCUAUGCCCUCCCUGUGGGCAUCACGCUACUGCUGUGCCAUCUCUUGAUCAUCUUGCUCUUGACAUGACCUCUCUGCUGUGUUAUCACACUGCUGCUGUGCUGUCUCAGGGGGGUCACGCUUCUGCUAUGCUCUCUCUGGGGUAACUAAUGUUGCUGUGCCAUCUGCUGAACAUAAUGCUGAUACUUUCUCUAGACUGUUGCGCUGCUGCUUUACCCUUUCUGUAGAACGUCACUCUGCUUUCCCCUCUCUGUAGAACGUCACUCUGCUUUCCCCUCUCUGUAGAACGUCACUCUGCUUUCCCCUCUCUGUAGAACGUCACGCUGCUUUCCCCUCUCGGUAAAACGUCACGCUGCUUUCCCCUCUCUGUAAAACGUCACGCUGCUUUCCCCUCUCUGUAAAACAUCAUGCUGCUUUCCCCUCUCGGUAAAACGUCACGCUGCUUUCCCCUCUCGGUAAAACGUCACGCUGCUUUCCCCUCUCUGUAAAACGUCACGCUGCUUUCCCCUAUCAGUAAAACAUCAUGCUGCUUUCCCCUCUCUGUAAAACGUCACGCUGCUUUCCCCUCUCGGUAAAACGUCACGCUGCUUUCCCCUCUCUGUAAAACGUCACUCUGCUUUCCCCUCUCUGUAAAACGUCACGCUGCUUUCCCCUCUCGGUAAAACGUCACGCUGCUUUCCCCUCUCGGUAAAACGUCACGCUGCUUUCCCCUCUCGGUAAAACGUCACGCUGCUUUCCCCUCUCGGUAAAACGUCACGCUGCUUUCCCCUCUCGGUAAA